Messenger RNA from Colletotrichum destructivum, 3171 nucleotides. RefSeq lists its product as uncharacterized. The transcript is spliced from 2 exons. The record is from RefSeq and is a predicted model, not a curated record. Lineage: Eukaryota; Fungi; Ascomycota; Sordariomycetes; Glomerellales; Glomerellaceae. Bases 176 to 2584 code for a protein of 802 amino acids.
CUUUCUAAAAUGGAAGCACGAUGAUCGCGUCCCCGUCGCGUGCUGCUCUUGCUGCGUCAUUGGACGAACAGCUCAGGUAGUCCAACAACCACGGUCGCAGGCGGGACUUCUUUGACGUUUUAUCUGUCCUUGAUGCCCCUUCCAUUCUGCUGGCCUCACGAAUUCCGAGGUCGUAAUGCCGGCCGCCGGAAGACGCGCGCCCAAGCGCAGGGCCGCGGGGUCCAACGAAGCCGGCUCUCCCCCUCCUCCCAGUAGCACCGACGAGGCCCCUUCCGGGACGCGACGCAGCAAACGUCUGGGACAUGUCGAGAUCGAAGAGAUUCGGGACUUUGAGGCUCUGAGGGUACGCAAGCGGCAACGGAGUCGGAAGCCCGACGAAGAAGACGGUCGGCUCAAUGGCGACGAGGGCCGACUUGUCGAGGAAGACCGCCAGAGCAAUAACGGGGCGGAAGAGGCAGAGGACGCGGAGGUUCAAGAAGAGGCAGACGUGGCAGAUGCUGCAGAGGAUCAAGACGGAGUGGGCGAAGCAGACGAAGCAGACGAAGCAGACGAAGUAGAGGAUCAAAAUGAGGCAGACGAUCAACACGAGGUAGACAAUGCAGAGGAAGCACACGAUCAAGACGACGGCGAACGUGCCGCCAAUCCGAGGGAAUUGCAGGCACCGGCCGCUCCAAGAGCCACGGUUAAACCCAAUCAACGACAGACCAGUACAAGUCUCCGAGUGGACACACUUCGAAAGGUUGCAAAGAACACCAAACGAAAAUAUGGCCGCCGUUCUACUGGUGGUCCAAGCAGAGAACCCGGCACGGCGAGAGCAGCUGCCGGAAUCCCACGUCGGAAGAGUCGCCCAGGACAGAGUACGCUUGGAAACGGCGAUGCUGCGGCCGAGACCGAGACCGUCAAAGACAUUUACGAAUUCGAGGCCACCUCGCCAAGACGCGAGCCAGAGAGAGCGAUGUCGGAUGCACACCGAAUGGCCAGAGUGUCCGCGAGGUCGGACUUGGUAACUGGCAACGGCCUCUUUGUCGAGCAAGAUGUGGAUGAUGCAGAUGAGGGCGGUGCAGACGAGGAUGUUGCAGACGAGGAAGGUGCAGACGAGGACGACGCAAGAGAGGACGACACAGAAGAGAACGAAGCAGAAGAGGAUGGUGCAGAUGGGGACGGUGACGAACAAUUGUACGACGACCCGACCAUCGUAGGACUACCGACCUCAGCGCAAGAGGAGGCUCGGGCUGAUGCAGGUGCUGCCCACGAGACCGAGCCGCCGUCGAGCGCAGCAACCGAGCAAGUCCGGCGUCUCCUUGUUGAUAUGGGUCCGACCCCCGUCGAAAGACCCCCAGACGAGGUCGAUAACACAUACCCGGACGACCAUUUCAUCUUCAAUGCGCCCGAGGGACAGGAUCGAGUAGCUGCGGCGCCAAUCAAGUCGUAUUCCCUGAAGAGCAUCACCGAGCUGAUGGGCGGAACCGGGUGGACGCAGACCCGGCGAGAUAUCACUUUGACGACCGGCAAGGAACAACUCUCAAAACGAACACGCCCUCUGUGGAACGAGCUCUGCCAACUGAACGGUUUCUGGGAAGAAAUGCCACGGGCGCCUCUGUACGAGCAGCAAUGUGACUACUUGCAUGCGGACAAUGAAGAGGCGUCCAGCGCGAGGCAGAGCAUCACGACCGUCGAUCAACUGGUUCGCGCGGUGGUGGAGAAGGCGACGAAGCCCAGCCACGGCGAGGAAUCAGACAUGCCGCCGUCACGGUUUGUGAUCGACUUGCCCGAAAGGAUCAUUCCGCUGCUCAUGGACACGCUCGAAACAGUGUUCCGCAAGGGAGCCGACGUUGAGAGAACCCGGUAUUCUGGCAAGUUCACCAAAACACUGCUGCACAUCAUGCAGAGGGUGGUCGCCUGGACAGAGAAACUGUACGUUGCGAUGCAGGUACACCUUGCGAGAAGGAGGCUGAAGGAGCAGCCGCUGUCGAAGAGAACCAGCCGAGGCAAGCUGGGCGAGUAUCUGCGGGAUUUUAAGUCGGAGCUCAAGCAGACCUGGACCAAGACGAACGAGUCGAUCAAGCGCGAAAAGCUCUACGAAGAGAGGCUACGGCUGAUGAGGGACAGAAAGGAGCGGGAGAAACGUGAGAUUGGGGAGGCACGGCGACGGCAACGGGAGCUAUGCGACAUGCGCAUACAGGAGCGCAUGAGACGUGUUACUUUACAACCGCGCCAGGGAGAAGCAGCUUCGUCGCAGCGGCCUAUGCCGCAACUGACUUCUCAAGACCCGUCUUCGCAAGGUCCGUCUACGCAGCAGGCAAGCCAAGAGACGCAACGGCCGUCGACGGAGGCGACCCAAAGCCAGCAGCAGCAGCAGGGCGAGGCGGCGAUUGCCGAACCGAGCAGUCCGUGGCCCGAAGAGGACGUCAAGAAGCUCCUGCGGAUGCUGACGACGAGGCCGCAGACGCAGGUGGAGGCGCUGGUGUGGGAGUUCUCGCGCAAUGAGAGGGACGUCGGGGCGAUGGUGGACCUGCUGAAGCAGAGCGCCAGGACCUACGCGGCGGCGAAGGGCAGAGAUGUUCCGGCGUUUGCCGCUCUCUGAGCCUUUUUAAAGCAAGUAGGCAUGUGAGUGUGGCUGUUUGGAUGUUGCGGCGUUGAUUAAUUAGUUUGUUUGCGAGCGAGCUUUCCUUUUUCUGUAUUUGAAGAUACCCUCACGCGCCGCAGGUCUCUCUCUUUCUCUCUCUCUCUGUUGGCGCGCUGUUUUCUUUUGGUUCUACGGAUAGAAUCGAGCAAAUCAAUGCCAUCAAUUAAGGCCUUUGGCGAUGCGGAAUCGUCAAACGCUCUCAUCCGCCCCUUUCUUCCCCCACGUACUCGUGGCAGGGUCUCGCCUCCCACAGCCGGUUUACUCCAUGAUGAUGAUGACUCGGGCGUGGCGUUUCGUGAGGGUUGAAAUAUCACCAUGCAACACAUUACACUUUUAUGCGGACCGCAGACGACCGGAAGGAGCAGCGGCAGCGAGAACGACACGACGGCGGACGCUCUCGGCGAAGAGAAGCGAACCCUCCUCUUGUUUAUUAAAACACGGCCGGUUAUAUCGGCCGGAAACAGGCAGUGGGAGCAAUCACUCCGUCGGUGUGCGCGGUGGUCCCCUUUGUGCCUCUCCCACGUGUGGGGGUGGUCGCUACCCUC